Synchiropus splendidus (mandarinfish) is the source of this 5142-nucleotide messenger RNA. RefSeq names its product transmembrane protein 63Ba (gene tmem63ba). The record is from RefSeq and is a predicted model, not a curated record. Lineage: Eukaryota; Metazoa; Chordata; Actinopteri; Syngnathiformes; Callionymidae. The transcript is spliced from 25 exons. Gene Ontology annotation, molecular function: calcium-activated cation channel activity; nucleic acid binding. The coding region runs from base 272 to 2779 and encodes 835 amino acids. Gene Ontology annotation, cellular component: plasma membrane.
UAUCAACGGCUGUUAAAUAAACAGAAGAAGGCCGCUUUUGAUUAAAAGUUUUUAAAGGCGGCGGCAGAAGAACUGGACCAGAGGUUCAAUUAAUUCAAUCAAAUUACAGUUCCGCGUUUACAACCGAGGUCUGGUUGAGUUGUGGGCGUGUGUCUAUUUCCCUGUCACACGUCUUGAAACGCUCCAUUAGUUAACAGCAAGUUACGUUAGGGAGCUAAAAGCUUAACGGCUAAGUCUCCAACAACACGGUUGGACAAUGUUGUGGUGAUUGAUGCUGCUUCAAGUAUUAUUGUUCAUGAUGGCCUUGUUUGGGACACAAGCAGGCGCCAAGCCUGACAAGUCCCACGAGUCUCUGAAUACAUCAUCAAGGGAAUACUGCUACUCAGCGCGAAUUCGGAGCACUGUGCUGCAGGGUUUGCCUUUCGGAGGUGUACCUACUGUCCUCGCUCUUGACUUUGUGUUCUUUUUGGUGCUGUUGGCCUUUUUUUCUUUCCUACGAAAAAAGGCUUGGGAUUAUGGAAGACUGGCUCUUGUGACAGACAAUGAACGACGAGUGGAUCAACGAUACAGUCGUCUGGACGAUCGGGAGUAUGCCUCUCCAUCAGAAGCACCUGAACGAUAUGAACGACUGACCUCACUAUGCAGUUCAGUAGAUAUUGAUCCAAGAGACACUGGGGCCUGCUCUUGGUUAACUGCGGUUUUUCGCAUCAAGGAUGAGGAAUUGAGGGAUAAGUGUGGGGAUGAUGCAGUGCAUUAUCAAUCCUUUCAGCGCCACAUUGCUGGAGUUAUUGGCGUGGUGGGCAUUCUGUCUGUGGGCAUUGUCCUGCCUAUAAACUUUUCCGGAGAUUUACUGGAAAACAAUGCCUUCAGUUUUGGACGAGCUACUAUUGCUAACCUCAGUUCAGAAAACCCUCUUCUGUGGCUGCACACCAUAUUUGCUUUCCUUUAUCUUUUAUUGACGGUGUACAGCAUGAGGAGACACACGUCCAAGAUGCGCUACAAGGAAGACGACCUGGUCAAACGCACUUUAUUUGUCACUGGAAUCUCCAAACUGGCGUUGGAGUCAGAUAUCAAGGAACACUUUGAGCAGGCCUAUGAAAACUGCACUGUUGUGGAGGCUCGUAUUUGUUAUGACGUGGCCAAGCUAAUGAGCCUUGAUUCUGAAAGGAAGAAGGCUGAGCGCAGCAAGAAAUUCUUCCUCAACGUGCAGGCAAAGGAGCAUGUUGCCCCGAUGAUAAACCCGAAACCCUGCGGACACCUCUGCUGUUGCAUCAUCAAGGGCUGUGAGCAGGAAGAUGCAGUAAGUUACUACACAAAGCUGGAGUGCAAGCUCCGAGAGGAAUACAGGAAAGAGCGUGAGAAGGUUAAUGGGAAACCUUUGGGCAUGGCUUUUGUCACGUUUCAAAAUGAGGCCAUCACUGCAACAAUCUUGAAGGACUUCAAUGCCUGCAAGUGUCAUGGCUGGCACUGUCAUCAAGAACCCAAAAGUUCUCAGUACAGCGCUGAGCUCUUGACCCCAAACUGGACCGUCAGCUAUGCCCCAGAUCCUCAAAACGUGCACUGGAACCAUCUGUCAGUAGGAGGACUGGUCUGGUGGGUCCGCUGUUUGAUCAUCAACAUUGUGCUCUUCAUCCUGCUCUUCUUCCUCACCACCCCUGCCAUUAUCAUCUCCACCAUGGACAAGUUCAAUGUCACCAAACCAGUGGAGUACUUGAAUAAUCCAGUCAUUACCCAGUUCUUCCCAACACUCCUGCUGUGGGCUUUCUCUGCUUUACUUCCUACAAUUGUUUACUACUCUGCUUUCUUCGAGUCUCACUGGACCAGGUCGGGAGAAAACAGAACCACGAUGCACAAAUGCUACACUUUUCUCAUCUUCAUGGUCCUGUUGCUGCCAUCUCUUGGACUCAGCAGUUUGGAUGUUUUCUUCCGUUGGCUGUUUGACAGAAAGUUCCUGGCAGAUGCUACAGUCAGAUUUGAAUGUGUGUUCCUUCCUGACAACGGAGCCUUUUUUGUUAACUACGUCAUUGCGUCUGCAUUCAUCGGUACCGCCAAUGACCUCAUGAGACUCCCUGGUCUGCUCCUCUAUAUGAUCCGGCUCUGUCUUGCUCGGUCUGCGGCGGAGCGAAGGAACGUGAAGAGACACCAAGCUUAUGAGUUCCAGUUUGGCGCCAGUUACGCCUGGAUGAUGUGCGUCUUCACAGUCGUCAUGACCUACAGCAUUACUUGUCCGAUCAUCGUACCUUUUGGUCUCAUGUACAUCCUGCUGAAACACCUGGUCGAUCGAUACAACUUGUACUACGCCUACCUGCCAACAAAACUUGACAAGAAGAUCCACCACGCAGCAGUGGAUCAAGUUGUGGCUGCUCCCAUCCUCUGCCUCUUUUGGUUCCUCUUCUUCUCGACUGUGCGCACUGGGUUUACGGCCCCAACGUCCAUGUUCACGUUUGUCGUUCUGGUCAUCACAAUCAUCAUUUGCCUUUCCCAUGUUUGCUUUGGACAUUUUAAGUAUCUCAGCGCUCACAACUACAAGAUUGAUUCACCAGAGCCUGAGACUUUGGACGACGGAGUCACAGUCUGUGACACUGCCGCCAACAAGACUGCACAGACCUACAUUGCAGAGAUACUGCAAGAUCCCAACUCUGAGGAAGCCGAUUCAGGCAGCAGCAGGGAUGACGGCCAAGGGUCCUCGCAGGACGAGGAUAUAAUCAAUGUGGAAAAUGAUUUGCUAGAGGGCUUCCAAUCUGGUGGAAACAAGACAUCUGCGUUAGUGGUGAGAUAAAGCUUCUUUUGUAGCUAACGUAACACUAAAGGUUCCUUCUUACUCACUUUGACUUAAAUUGUUUGCGCUAGAAAAAUAAUCAGUUUUACAUGACAACAAAAGAAAGUGACCUGAGGGAAGACAAUCCAGCUUCGUCAUUAACACUGAAAUCCUCGACCCUGCACAGUCGCCUCCCUUUUAAGUCCUCUACAGUACAGCUUUAUAACUAGUCUUCUGGUGACCAUACUAACUCAGCAAAUCCCUGCAUCAGCCAGAAAGAUGAAUGACUGCUUGGCUAACACAAAGUGAUAAAUCAGAAUGUGAAACUAAAAUGCUUUCCGCUGACGCUGUGAUGUCCUCUGGGAUUGUGAACCAGCUCCGAGAACUAGUUUAUAAAAAUGUGCACUAAUCUACUUCAACUCGUAUGAUUGGCAGAAGAGCGAGGGGCGAUAGUGCCGACCCUGCUGUCGCUCUUCCCGUCAGGAAGGGGUGAUUUUGUAUUUGUAUACCUCUUUAUUUUUGUACCUAUGGAAAAUGUAUCAACAAGACACUAUUCAGCUCUUAGUUUUUUUUUGUUUGUUUUUUUUUUUUUUACUGGAUGUAACAAUGCCACUCAUUUAGACGACACUGGAAAUGUCUCUUUCAUCUCCUCCUUUUAAAUGUUUCACUUGCAUUUUAUUCAGACGUCGGUGAUACAGUUCGAGUGUUGUUUGUAUGUUGCUCCACUACAGUCAAACCUCCCUUUUUAAAAAUAAUACCGUAUUGGACUGAUUUGUCAUCUUUCUGGAUGUUUGGAUAACGAUGACUUCCUGGGUGUUUUCUAUGAUCAGAAACCUUCUCCAACUACAACAAUGUUCUCACACCUCCACAUUGAAUCCCUGUUUUUAUUUCCAUCCACCAAGAUCACACAAUCCAAAAUCCAAUCCAGCAUGCAUUUUGUUAUUGAUGUGGCAUAUCUGGAGCGAUGCUUCCUGUUGAGGUUUCGUUGUUGAGUUGAUGAUCUGAGACUCUUCGACAGUGGACGGCCGGAUACAGACAUCGAGUCUUCAAGUGCCAAAGCUGUGUUACCCGCCCAAAAUCCUGACACUCACCGUACAUUGCUUCAUUUUUGACCGACAGGAGCAAGAUGGCCAUUAACAAACAGUUAAAGCUCUUCAUUUUGUUUAGUCUGGUGAGUGUUGCAUGUGCCUGAUGCCUAAUACCCUCUCUGAGUCAAGUCCUUCACCUCGAUCAUCCUACCCAGUCACACGUAUCCUUCACAUCAUCUUCCUCUUCAUCUACCUGGUAUCUCUGUCUCCGACAUUCUUAGUCCGUCACUUUCUCCUCUCCACCUGUCCAAAUCUCCUGCCCUGCUCAUAGGCUAUACUUUAUUUAUUUAGGAUCUUCUCUUUUCUUCUGACUUCCAAUUUUGCUUCCUGUCUCUCAACCAAACACAAUUACAAACUAUACCUCAUACAUACAGUUCAAGGUGAUGUUUUACUAUGAAGGACAAAUGUAGCUACAUUAUUUAAAAGAAGAGGUCAGAAGAUAUACGGCUUGUCAUUAGGGGGCGCUGCCUCUCACCUCACUACUCGCAUAAAACCAUGCGGAUCAUUAUUUAUUUUGUGAAGGAGGAAGAAUUGUAUAUAUAAUUUUUUCGUUAAUCACUACAAAUUUGAGUAAGCGGUUGUUCAUACUACACAAUAUUUUACCUACAAAGUAUAAAUUGUGCUAAAAAAUUGAAACAUGACAUUGACCAUCAGCAAUCUCAAGUAUUGUUUAAUGCAUCGUUGUUUUUCUGUCUGUUCAUGAAAGUCUGUAUUGAGAUGUUUGACUGUGAAGCUGGCACAACCGCCCACAGACCCUUUUCUCAGCAGCCACCACUGUGUUUUUAAGGUAUAAAUGUGAAGAAAGGUGAGUUGUAGGUAAUUCUAACCUUGUAUUGUAACACUGUAACAUGAAUUCCAUCGAGCUACAAAUUGGGGUUAAUAAAGAGUAACGCGGCAUGCGGUGGGAGGUAUUCUGGUUUUAUUCAAAUAUUGUCGACAUUUUCGUUCACUGCGAAACCAAUGUAAGUCAGAACAAGGUGGAGACAGCUGAUGCUCAGUGGUUAUUCCUGUAAGACCGUGAACAGAGUCAUGUUCUUCAGUUGCGGUGAGACAGAUCUUUCAUGACUAGCUAAAGGCUCUGCAGAUAUGUUUAAACACUGCUCAUCAUACAUGGCUCUCUGGUAAGGCGUUGAAGUGAAAUGUAAACAUGUAUAUUCUCGUGAUCUAAAUCUCAGAUGUCUUCAAUCCAUCAGUUUCAGCCUGCUGAUAGAGGCGGUCAGCUGCGCCUCCAUGGCCAUCCGGUCGAAUGUUCGACUCUGAGUCUGCAGCCUCACUUUCUCUCUCAUGUAGGACGAU